AUGGGAAAAGCUAUCGGUAUUGAUUUAGGUACCACAUAUUCAUGUGUUGCCCACUUCUCCAAUGAUCGUGUUGAAAUCAUAGCCAACGAUCAAGGUAACAGAACCACUCCAUCCUACGUUGCAUUCACUGACACAGAAAGAUUAAUCGGUGAUGCAGCUAAGAAUCAAGCAGCCAUCAAUCCUCAUAACACUGUUUUCGACGCCAAGAGAUUAAUCGGUCGUAAAUUUGAUGACCCAGAAGUCACUUUGGACGCUGAACAUUUCCCAUUCAAGAUCGUAAAUAAAGAAGGGAAACCCGCUAUUCAAGUGGAAUUUAAAGGUGAAACAAAGACUUUUACUCCCGAGGAAAUAUCCUCCAUGGUUUUAACUAAGAUGAAGGAAACCGCAGAAGGUUACCUAGGGGAAACUAUAAAAGAUGCUGUCGUGACGGUGCCAGCUUAUUUCAAUGAUUCUCAAAGACAAGCUACUAAGGAUGCCGGUACUAUUGCUGGUAUGAAUGUGUUACGUAUCAUUAAUGAACCUACUGCUGCUGCUAUUGCUUAUGGGUUGGAUAAGAAAGGUGAAGCUGAACAUAAUGUGUUGAUUUUCGAUUUGGGUGGUGGUACUUUUGAUGUCUCAUUGUUGUCAAUCGAUGAUGGUGUCUUUGAAGUGAAAGCUACCGCUGGUGAUACUCAUUUGGGUGGUGAAGAUUUUGAUAAUAGAUUAGUCGAUCAUUUAGCUAAUGAAUUCAAGAGAAAAAAUAAGAAAGAUAUUACUACUAAUCAAAGAUCUUUAAGAAGAUUAAGAACUGCUGCUGAAAGAGCUAAGAGAGCUUUAUCCUCUUCAUCUCAAACUUCAGUGGAAAUUGAUUCAUUAUAUGAAGGUAUCGAUUUCUAUACUUCCAUAACAAGAGCAAGAUUCGAAGAAUUAUGUGCUGAUUUGUUUAGAUCUACGUUAGAACCUGUGGAAAAAGUCUUGAGAGAUUCUAAAUUAGAUAAAUCUCAAGUUAAUGAAAUUGUUUUAGUUGGUGGUUCCACAAGAAUUCCAAAAGUUCAAAAAUUAGUCUCUGAUUUCUUUAACGGUAAAGAACCAAAUAGAUCAAUUAAUCCAGAUGAAGCUGUUGCAUACGGUGCAGCUGUUCAAGCUGCUAUCUUGACUGGUGAUCAAUCUUCUAAGACUCAAGAUUUAUUACUAUUAGAUGUUGCUCCAUUAUCAAUGGGUAUUGAAACCGCUGGUGGUAUAAUGACUAAAUUAAUUCCAAGAAACUCAACUAUUCCAACAAAGAAAUCUGAAACUUUCUCAACUUAUGCUGAUAAUCAACCUGGUGUCUUAAUUCAAGUAUUUGAAGGUGAAAGAACAAGAACUAAAGAUAAUAAUUUAUUAGGUAAAUUUGAAUUGGCUGGUAUCCCACCUGCUCCAAGAGGUGUACCACAAAUUGAAGUCACUUUCGAUAUUGAUGCUAAUGGUAUCUUAAACGUUUCCGCUGUGGAGAAAGGUACUGGUAAAUCCAAUAAGAUUACAAUCACUAACGAUAAGGGUAGAUUAUCUAAGGAUGAUAUUGAAAGAAUGGUUUCAGAAGCUGAAAAGUUUAAAGCUGAAGAUGAAAAGGAAGCUGAACGUGUUACAGCAAAGAAUCAAUUAGAAUCUUAUGCAUUCUCAUUGAAGAAUUCUGUUAGUGAAGCUAGUUUCAAAGAAAAAGUUGGUGAAGAUGAUGCUAAGAAGUUAGAAACUGCUGCACAAGAAACCAUUGAUUGGUUAGAUGCUUCUCAGGCUGCUUCUACAGAAGAAUAUAAAGAUAGACAAAAGGAAUUAGAAGCUACUGCUAAUCCAAUAAUGACUAAAUUCUAUGGUGCUGGUGGUGCUGGCGCUGGAGGUAUGCCAGGUGCAGGUGGUCCAAUGCCAGGUGCAGGACCAGCUCCAGGUGCUGAUUCUGGUCCAACUGUUGAAGAAGUUGAUUAG
Messenger RNA from Naumovozyma dairenensis CBS 421, 1938 nucleotides. RefSeq lists its product as uncharacterized. The transcript has a single exon. The record is from RefSeq and is a predicted model, not a curated record. Gene Ontology annotation, biological process: cellular response to unfolded protein; vesicle-mediated transport; SRP-dependent cotranslational protein targeting to membrane, translocation. Gene Ontology annotation, cellular component: cytosol; cytoplasm; plasma membrane. The coding region runs from base 1 to 1938 and encodes 645 amino acids. Gene Ontology annotation, molecular function: heat shock protein binding; ATP hydrolysis activity; ATP-dependent protein folding chaperone. NCBI's taxonomy places the organism in Eukaryota, Fungi, Ascomycota, Saccharomycetes, Saccharomycetales, Saccharomycetaceae.